Molecule: messenger RNA, 543 nt
Organism: Capronia coronata CBS 617.96
Lineage: Eukaryota; Fungi; Ascomycota; Eurotiomycetes; Chaetothyriales; Herpotrichiellaceae
Exons: 2
Coding region: 1-543 (180 amino acids)
Biological process (GO): endoplasmic reticulum to Golgi vesicle-mediated transport
Source: RefSeq, a predicted model, not a curated record
AUGUCAAAUAACCGGUACUCCUCGUUAAACCGGCGCACUGCACCAUCCUCGUCCCUUUUCCAAGACUAUCCUGGCUCCAGACCUUCCAGCUCAUCCUCCACCCGUCCAAACUACGCCUAUCCAUUGCAACCAGAUGCAGGCCGGCCGUCUUCCUCACCAUACCUAAGCCCUUAUCCCGGUGCCAACGGCACACAACACGAUUCCUCAUCCUCCUUCCGCUCCGCGACCCCCAACUCAAAAGGCCAGUACUCCACCUCCGUGCUUGAGGAACUGGAAGCGCAGAAUGAGAUCACGGCGACCACAGUGCUGUCCCAAAAAGUUUCCCAACUGAAGUCCUUGACGAUCGCCAUAGGCGACGAGAUCCGAGACUCGAGUGCGCUGGCUAGUCAGAUCAAUGACACGUUUGAGAAUGCGGGGGUCAGGCUCCGGGGCACAAUGAGGCGGAUGUUGAGAAUGGCCGAGCGAACGGGCGUUGGAUGGAAGGCUUGGGUACUAUUCUUCAUCGCCGUCUGGGCUAUCUUCGCAUACGUCUGGCUGUUCUAG